AUGUCGAAGCUCACUCGCUCAACGCUGGACCUUAAAGACACUCAACAGGGACCCGCCGCGGUCGAGGGCGACCAUCUUGUGGCCGGCGCCUCCUGUUCCGCUUGCACGCCGGGAUUAGAUAUGGAUUCUGCCCAUAGCUUCUCACAAAGACAAAACCAACCUGGGGACACUUCCCCGUCCUCGCCACCGGGACGCGGACGUCCCGUACAGGAACAUGCUCUCGAUUCCAACCCGCCUUCGCCGCUCUCUGCAGCUCUUCUUUCAAAGAGAACCCCUCGAACCCUUUCAGCGGACUCUUACCCAUCUGCGCCCCUGUUGCAGCAGGCUCAACCCGACCACGCGUGCGCACCUUUCGGAAGCCUUAUACGAUACACAUACCCCAUCGAGCCGCCGCUAGACAGCAGUGACCCCAAAUGGCUUGAGCAAAUGUUCCAGCAGAGGCACACAGAGCAACGCUUCGUUGGGGACGACAUCCUUGCAACCGAGUCGAUCUUCGGUGAUGUGGCGCGCGAAUUGCGCAUUGCGGAGAUACAACUCGAACAGGAGCGGAAGCUCUCGCAAGUUGCUGUCAAGCUGCUUGGCAGGUUAGCGGGCGCCCAAUUCGAUGUAUAUAUGAACCAGCGUGUGGCGGCGGGUGAUGGCAACCUGUCAGAGGAAAGCGACAUCGGCAGUCAUAAGCCCCGCCAGACUAGGGACAAUGACUUCCCUCACAUCACUACACCGAAAAAGCGUCCCCAAGAGGACGGGAACGACAAUGGCGGUGGAAGCAGCAGCGAUGAGGAGGGAAACGGCGGUGGUCGCAAGAUCCGCCGCGACAACAAGCGUCAACGACUAGCGCUCAAGCCAGAGUCGGCGGUAGUGUCGGCAGAAGAGCCCAGGGACGACAUCAAAACCCAGUAG
Messenger RNA from Postia placenta MAD-698-R-SB12, 900 nucleotides. RefSeq lists its product as hypothetical. The transcript has 2 exons. Lineage: Eukaryota; Fungi; Basidiomycota; Agaricomycetes; Polyporales; Adustoporiaceae. The record is from RefSeq and is a predicted model, not a curated record. Bases 1 to 900 code for a protein of 299 amino acids.